Messenger RNA from Trichobilharzia regenti, 4457 nucleotides. Lineage: Eukaryota; Metazoa; Platyhelminthes; Trematoda; Strigeidida; Schistosomatidae. The record is from the annotation of a GenBank genome assembly.
AUAAAUGUUAGUGGAAUGAUGCUUUUAUUGAGUAGAUUGAUGAUUGCAUAUGUAUUUGUAUUAAAUGACAUGUAAACUCUCGGACUCUGUGGAACUGUAAUAUACCAAGGAUUUAAAAUUUAUGCUAUAAUUCACUUAUUACAUAACUAGCGAAGGAUUUAUUUAACAAAAACUGGAAUAUAUACAUAAAUAUAUAUCAUUUAUUAGACUGAAAAAAUCAAUCUUACACUUUGAAUGAACCCUACUCUGGAAUAUCAAAAUAUUAGAUCACAAACAAUGGAAAUUAUUAUGCAAUAUUUUGGGUUAAAAUAACAAUUCUCUUCACUCAUUCACUCACACACCCACACGUGUGCAUUCACGCACACAUUGUUCAAUGAUUCAAUGUCUACACAUCAACCUUAAAAUUUGCAUUCAUACAAAAAAUCCUUUUGAAAAUGAACAAGAAACCCAAUCAAUAAACCUGAGGCAAGAGAAGAAGGAUCACAAAUAGGAAUCCUGUCAAUAAUCAUAAUAAUACCAAAAAUAACUUGAAAUGUUAACAUCACACGAGAGAAACCUAUCGUUCCAUUUUAAACUGACCACUAUAUUUACUUACCUUAUAUUAUCAUUGAAUUAUUUCAAUGCUCAAUACAUUCAACCAGGACUAUGCGAUAGCCGAUGUCAUUGUCCUAAAGGUGAAGGUGUUGUCCACUGUGAUAGACAAGAUCAUCUACACGGUGUACCGACAAAUAUCCCGAAUGGUGUAACAAAAUUAUUCAUCCAACAAAGUGAUUUUCCAAUACCAAAUUUUAUAAAUGAAGCUAAUAUGACUGGAUUAGAAAAGUUGGAGUAUUUACGCAUUAUUUAUUGUAAUCUACAAGUUAUUGAACCUAGAACAUUUAUUAAAAUGACUGAAUUAAAACAUUUAGAUUUGUCGCAUAAUUCAAUUAUCCGAUUAGAAUCGUAUACAUUUUAUGGAUUACAAUUGACGAAUUUAUAUCUACGUGAACAACAUUCAUUACCAGAGUCAGGAAUGUUGAUUACAGAAGAUUCAUUUCAUGGUUUAUCAGCAAGUCAAAUUAAUUUACGUGGUAAUCGUAUUCAAUCGGUUCAAUAUGAAAUAUUUGGUAAAGUACCAGGUCUUGAACGUUUAAUCUUAUCAGAUAAUCGUAUAGCAUAUAUUGAUGAUGGUUUUGAAAGAUAUUUUGAUACACCGAAUCGACUGCUUGAUUUAACUGGGAAUCCAUUAGAGUGUAAUUGUCGUUUAUCAUGGAUUGCUCAAAGAAGUAUUGAUUGGAGAGAUAGUCUACCUGGGUUGAAUAUGACAUGUAUUCAUUAUACUAGGUCAGAAAGAUCAGGUAAAGGAAAAAUGGUCUUUGAAAUUGCAAAGCUAACCGCCGAUCAACUUUGUCCAACAUCACGUAUCCAACAGAUAUUCAUCAAUGUCCUCGAAGAUGCAAGUCGUGCUUUAAUCUCGUGUACUGCAGUCACUGUACCUAAGCGAUCAAAUCAUCUUAGCAUGAAUAAUAUGGAUUCAAUGACUUCUGUCGGAAUAUUAAGUCAUACACCACCAGGUGUAGCUUGGCGGUAUGUUGAAGGUGGCCAGUUAAGAGAGGUGAGACGAUUAACUACAGAAAGUCAGACCGAUUCGACCGGGGAUCGGAAUUAUCUCUUCCAGUAUAAUUCAAGUGAAAACCAUCCAUCAGCAACUGUUCAACUGAAUAUUUCAUUGGAUACUAAACCACGAAGGUAUACAUGUGCUACAUGGGAUGAUAAGAAAGAGACAGAAGAAGUGAUUGUCACCCUGAAAGGUCCAGAGAUAAAAUCCUCGCCAACGUUGAAUAACAUCACUUGGUCAGCUAAACAUGACAGCGGUCUGAAUCAAAACUAUCUGACAAAGAUGACUGGUAAACAGCCAGACGAGAGUAUAAGAAAUGAAAUUCUAUUUGAACAACCACACUACUUAUAUCAAAAACAAUUCACUUUAUUAGAAAUGGCUGUCGCUGUCAUUUGUACAUUUUUGACAACAUUAAUAUUUCUGCUCAUCGGUGCUAAAUGCCUACGAAUGUGUAGACGGCAUACACUAUUCCGUUUAACUUCAAGUUGUAGUUCAAUCGGUGUCAAUGAUUCUAAAGGUGUUUAUCAUUCUGCGAAGGUGUUAAAAAGUGAAACCAAUAUCUCUGAAUCAAAUAUCACUCCAACAAAAUUGAAUGAUAUGACAGUACAAAGUGGAAUCAAUGAAAAUGGUUUCAGCUUUAUGCGAACACAUCCUAAUCCAUAUCCACAAAUGGUUUUAUCAACCCUAGGCAGUCAUAAUACCUUCUCAUCGCCACAAAUGGCACAACAUGCAAAUCUAACAAAUCAAUAUUUAUCGGUGACUGGUGUUAAUGGUUGUUUACCCCUUCCAUUGCCUCCCCCACCACCUCCACCUCCUGCUCCAGCUUCAUCGUCUGGCUCUGGCACCGAGGAUCUACAACAGAGUUUAGCUCUUCUCACAUCAACACCACUUAUUCAACAGAAUAAACUUAGAAAUCUUCUAGCAAAUGAUAAUUCGGCAGCGGCAGCAGCAGCUGCUGCGGCUGCAUUAUCUCCCUUCCUGACAAACACACAACCACACAUAGCUAAUUGGUUAGUUGCUCCAGGAUCACCGUAUUCUGUGACUGGUAGUCAUGUUUACGAUGUGCCUAGAACACUUGACAUUAAUCAAAGCACAUUACGAAGUUCAUCAGGUCUGGUGAAUCGAUCUAGUCUUCUCAGUGAAUUAGAAUGACAAUGAAUGAAUACAGAAGAAGCAAUAGUUUGUUUGCUUUUGCUCUUUUGUCGUCUUUUUUUUAUUUAAUUUUCUUCAGAUUUUCUUUACAACGCAUUCACGAAGAGGCUGAGUGAACGACAGAAGGGGAAGACAAUGAAUUCCCGUGUAUUUAUCUGUUUUCGCUUUUUUUUACAUUUUUUCUGAACCUUAAUCACAAACGAACUGUCGCCCCCCAACCCAACCAUUUAGUAAGUUGCUACACUUACACUCAUAUACACAUACACUGACCUUUGUACCUUGACCCAUUCUCUUCCUUUUCACAGCAUGACCACAUAUCAUCCGGUCCUUUGUGUUAUUAUACACACAGACAUAGAAGCAUUUUGAACAGGUGGAGAGAUUUAGCUAACUAAAUCCACCUGUAACUAUUACUGCUUUAAACGAUUACUGUUAUAUUAUCUAUAUCACUAUCGCUAAUUCUGUUGUUACUUCUAACUCUGGAAAGGGGUGUAAUCAUGAAAUAUCAGAGAAUGAGAACUAUUCAACACAUUACAAUAUCAUUGAGCUAUUUAUAUCUGAUAAAAAUAUUUUUUUUGUACCCAAAUGGGACCAUGUGUGAUGAGGAUCAUAAGGAUGCCUGAAUAAUCGAUAGUGAUCCCCCACUCUCUUCAUCGUUUGCCUAAUCUUCAUCGUAUUAAAAAAACAAAAGCAAAAACAAACAAACAAACCAAUAAUGGCGGUUUAUCUAUAAAAAAACAAAUGCUGAUUAUUCUACCACAAAAAAUAUAGUAGUCAAAUAACGUUUAAUUAUUCCUUUUCUUUUUCAACUCUCCGCCAAACUCUAAUCAAUACAAGAUAAGUAAUAACAGUACAGUUUCUUUUUGUUCCACCCGCCGUUUCCCCAUUUUUUUUCAAAUAUGGCUCUUUCCUUUCAUUCUUUCUUUUUUUACUCAACUUUCAAUGGAACUACACACACACACAGACAAACAAAAUAUUGAGUCCAUGGAGUAUUUAACACAUUCGCUUGACAAGACUGUCCAUGUGUAAAGCAUUUCCGCUUUCCUCUUCUUAUCUACCUACCUAUCUAUCUAUCUAUCUUUCUCCCUCUGACGUUGGAUUACACUUUUAUCUUGGCUAUUUAUAACCUCCACCAGAUCUUAUCAACGAGGCUCGCACACACACACACACACACAGAGGCACUCUUAUACGCAGAAUUAUGUGAGAUAUUGUUGCCAGUCUUCAGUUGUAACCCUUUUACUCUCACCGCCUCUCCUUCCCUCCCUCUGUCUGUUUCUCUCGCCUUUCUUUUAUAUUCAUUGAAAUUAUUUAUAGGUUGCCGAAUUUAUGCGUUACAUUGUCUUUCUUAAAUUUCUCCUUUUUGGUAUUCUUUUCAUUUUAUGCUUUUCACUAUUAGUUAAUUUAAUAAUUCAUUAAUUAAUUGAUUGAUUAAUUAAUUAACUAACUGAUUGAUUAAUUAAUUAAUUGAUUCACGAUAUAAUAAGUUUCACCAUUUUGAUCAUAACAGGAUGGUGAAUGUAGACACAAAGAACCUCCUCCCCCCCCAAGGGGAGAAGGGAUUGAAAGGAAACCAUGUGUAUGAAUAUCUAUCUUCCCUCUUUUCUUAUCCAAUGCAGUCUAAUGUGUACAUAUAAUAAAUAGUGAUGAUAACAAUAAAAACAAUUAUACUACUAUUAUUACUACUACUAUAAUAAUAAUAAUAAUAAUAGUG